UAAUGCCAGGACACAAAACUGAAUACUUCAACUGUGUAUUGUGCUCUAAAAGAACAAAACCCAAUGAAAGGAGGCAUCUUGACAAAGGCAUAAGAAAAUAUUUAAGAAAAAGGUUUAUGGUGGAAGGAAGGGAAAAUUCUGUCAUCUGCAGCAAAUGUAGAAGCAAUUAUUACAGAGAUGUUUCAUGCCGUAAAUCAUCUGCAACACCCUGCUCUACCACAAUUCACAGGGAAUGUCCAGCGUCCGAAACAAAUGACAACAGAAAACAUCUCUCCAGUCCACCAUCUGUAUCCUUGCACUUAAAAUCCACUGCAAAGACUCAUGCCUAUUGUAUCGUUUGUAAGAAACCAGGGCCCAAAUUGAUAGUAGUGUCACCAGAAUGCCGCACAUCUGUUUUUAUUGAACACAAUAUAUUAAUUCCAUCCGGAAAUAGAUGUUGUCCUGGUCAUGUGGAAAAUGAACGCUUCACAACUGAUGCAAUUCAGCAAUUACCGACGACAGACAAUGCAUUUGUUAACAGAACUACCAUCCUAAGUUUACUUCAAGAGAUGCGUGUUUUAUGUCAUAAACAUGACAAGUCUUAUUUGGACUUUGAUGACACCACGACUCUGACCGAUACAGACUAUUUGUCUUUGCUGGGACACAACAAGGAAGAUUUCCAUACAAUAUGUGACGCUGUGAAAGAUGAAGUGAAACCAACACCGUCUAGGAGUCUAAGAAAAUCUGUUGCCAUAUUCCUGUGCAAAUUAAAGACUGGCUUGUCAAAUCAAAUACUGUCAACACUUUUCCAAACUUCCAAAUCCAGUUUAAGGAGGGCUGUUAGUGCUGUAAGAGCAGCAUUGAUGAUCAGCUUUGUGCCACACCAUCUUGGGUUUGAACACAUAAGAAGAGAGGAAGUCAUCGAAGACCAUACACGACAGCUAGCACAGACACUGUUUGGUAACAUCGAGAAGAAACAGGCCAUAUUGGUACUGGAUGGCACUUACAUAUACACAGCUAAGAGCAAUAAUUUCCACUACCAAAGACGUUCUUACAGUAUCCACAAGGGGAGACCACUAAUCAAGCCUAUGGUUAUCGUAACUACUACUGGUUACUUUGUCUCAAUCUUAGGACCAUACCUUGCUGAUAAUAAAAACAAUGAUGCAUCAAUUCUCCAACACAUCAUCAAAACAAAUGCUGAAGAUAUUCGGAGCUGGCUAAGUGAAGACGACAUCUUUAUUGUUGACCGCGGGUUCAGAGAUGCUUUGCCUCUGCUUGAAGAUCUUGGAAUCCAGGCAGAAAUGCCCCGAUUUCUGCUCAAGGGACAAAACCAAAUGACUACUGAUGAUGCAAAUAUGAGCAGACUUGUGACAAAGGUCAGAUGGGUAGUGGAAUCUUCAAACGCACGUAUCAAGAGGUGGCGAUAUUUGGACAAGACACUACCCACUAAUCAAAUUCCCUUCAUCGGUGACUAUGUCAGGAUAGUUUGCGCACUCUCAAACAGAUUCUCUCCACCCCUGAGUAAAAGUAACAACACUGAGGCUGAUGAUGCAGAGGCAGCAAAAAUGCUCUAUCUGUCCAAACAGGUAAAUAAUCUCAAACGAAUGGUUCAAGAGAAUGGACUUAACAGAAGAUCUACUCAAUGGCAAACAGUUCUUGAAUGUGAAAUUCAGAAUUUCCCCAUGUUCGAUGAGGAUCAGUUGCGGAAUUUGACUUGUGGCACCUAUCAAUUGAAGCUCUCUCGUAGCUAUAUUCAAGAACACAUUGAGGGAGGAUGUGAUAUUUUCUUCCAUAAAGAAAAUGAUAGGCUCCUAAAGGUGAAAAUUCAGAGUCGGCACACAUCAUCAAAGCAGUAUUUAGUUUGGAUUGAGUAUUCUGAUUACUCUGUAGAGGCAUGGUAUUGUACCUGCAGAGCGGGUGCCAGAGUUGUAGGCAUGUGCUCUCACAUAGCAGCCAUCAUUUGGUACCUGGCAAAAGGAAGGCAUGAACAAAGGACAUAUGGUGUGCGUGACUGGAGUGAGCAUGUCCUUGAUGCAGCUGACAUCCCACCUGCUUUGGACGAGUCUGACAGUGAUGACAGUAGCUGUGAAAGUGUUCCCGAGGAGUGAACAGUUAGUUAAUGUUAAUUGUAUUUUAUUCAUUGUUAUUUUAUAUACACUGUAUCUGUCAUAUAUAAUAUGUUUUUAAAAAAAAUUAUGUUAUUUUUUCAAUUUACUUGUUUAAUCUGCUGUAUGAGUUUUAAGUCGGAUGCGGAAAUUGGGCCGCUCCGCAUGUAGAGUGUUAUUUUUUCAAUUAACCUGUUUAUAAUCUCAUGUGUGAGUUUUAAGUCGGAUGUGGAAAUUUGGCCGCUCAGCAUGUAGAGUGUUAUUUUUUCAAUAUACCUGUUUAUAAUCUCAUGUAAAGUGUUAUUUUUCAAUUUACCUGUUUAUAAUCUCAUGUAAAGUGUUAUUUUUCAAUUUACCUGUUUAUAAUCUCAUGUGGGAGUUUUAAGUAGAAUGCGGAAAUUGGGCCACUCCGCAUGUAGAGUGUUAUUUUUCAAUAUACCUGUUUAUAAUCUCAUGUAAAGUAUUAUUUUUCAAUUUACCUGUUUAUAAUCUCAUGUAGAGUGUUAUUUUUCAAUAUACCUGUUUAUAAUCUCAUGUGUGAGUUUUAAGUCGGAUGCGGAAAUUGGGCCGCUCCGCAUGUAGAGUGUUAUUUUUUUCAAUAUACCUGUUUAUAAUCUCAUGUGUGAGUUUUAAGUCGGAUGCGGAAAUUGGGCCGCUCCGCAUGUAGAGUGUUAUUUUUUUCAAUAUACCUGUUUAUAGUCUCAUGUGUGAGUUUUAAGUCGGAUGCGGAAAUUGGGCCGCUCCGCAUGUAGACUGUUAUUUUUUUCAAUAUACCUGUUUAUAAUCUGCUGUGUGAGUUUUAAGUCGGAUGCGGAAAUUGGGCCUCUCCGCAUGUAGAGUGUUAUUUUUCAAUAUACCUGUUUAUAAUCCCAUGU
Molecule: messenger RNA, 2959 nt
Organism: Saccostrea cuccullata (small rock oyster)
Lineage: Eukaryota; Metazoa; Mollusca; Bivalvia; Ostreida; Ostreidae
Exons: 3
Coding region: 3-2087 (694 amino acids)
Molecular function (GO): zinc ion binding
Source: RefSeq, a predicted model, not a curated record